Cherax quadricarinatus is the source of this 971-nucleotide messenger RNA. NCBI's taxonomy places the organism in Eukaryota, Metazoa, Arthropoda, Malacostraca, Decapoda, Parastacidae. The record is from RefSeq and is a predicted model, not a curated record.
GUUUAUAACUAAAGUUUUGUGAUCUUCCAGGUCUGGGAAGUGGACUAACGAGUGUGGGCUUCCUAAAAAUUGCUCAGUAUUUUGACAAACACCGUGGCUUAGCAAACACCUUUAUGACAUCUGGCAUCGGGCUAGGUAAUUUCAUGGGUCCUCUUCUCAUCGAGCACCUACAGGACGAAUAUAGUUUCCAGGGCGCUACGAUGAUCCUUGGAGCCAUCCUCCUUCACGGGUUCGUGGGUACGACUCUCUACCAACCAGUUCAGUGGCACAUGAAAUACCCAAACGUGAGCGAGAUUCCCCAAACAAUGAAAAUGUCUCUUCAUAGACUUGUUGGUUCCUUGACAACACUGCGUAUUGAGAAUCUAUCAAAAAACAAUGUCAAGACAACAUCCUUACCUCAGGAAGAAAAUAAUGAAGAUGUAACAAAAAUUAACUUCAACACAACAUCUUUACCUAAGAAAAAAAGUCAGGAUUGUUUCUGUAAACUUUUCAGUACCAUUUUACGGGUCCUUCGUGGCAUUGUCAAAGACAUGACUAUUCUAAGACAUCCUCCCGCCUUAAUUUUAGCCCUGGAAAUCAUGCUGAAUGUUGGAGGAGAAGCAAACUUCAACGUACUGGUGCCUUUUACUAUACAAGCAGCAGGAUACUCGCUGCAGACAGCCGCCUGGUGCCUCUCCGUGGCCGGAAUAUGUAACUUCUUCUCCAGACUAACCGUCUCCUUCCUUUCUGACUAUUCUUGGUUCAGCAUGAGACUCUGUUAUUUGAUAGGACUGGCUACCAUGAGCACCGCAAUCAUUGGUGUGGUUCGUGACGCCAGCGGUAGCUACAUUAUCACAAUGUGGGUGCUGUCUGCUAUGAUCUUCACCAGCUGCAUCCUCUGGUUAUUCAUGCCUGCCGCCCAGGCCUACGACCAACGCCUAAGGAAAGAGAUAGGGAGAAGGCGGAUGCUUCCCUCGUGUGAACUCUUUUAA